AUGAAUAUUUUGCACUUUAAUAUCUAUGGUUGUAGUUCUCUAGCCAAGAAGAGGAACUUGAAGAAUUCCAUCAUUGAGGGGAUUUUUGAGAUAAUAAUGAUUCAAGUAAGAUUCAACUCUGAGAGAACUAUGAUGUUUUUCAAUUUGGGUAGUCACAAGGUUGAAUGGACCUCUAAACCUUCUCAAGGAAAUUCUAGAGUGCUUCUAAUAAUGUGGAAGGCUGGUUUUUUUAAUCUCAUGUUUAGCUUCAAAGGGGAGGGUUACGUUGGAAUCAAUGUGAUUUGGAAGGGCAUAUCAAUUUAUCUAGUUAAUGUUUACUCUUUUGGCUCCAUCAACAAGAAUAAAGAAUUUUGA
Lathyrus sativus (Indian pea) is the source of this 354-nucleotide messenger RNA. NCBI's taxonomy places the organism in Eukaryota, Viridiplantae, Streptophyta, Magnoliopsida, Fabales, Fabaceae. The record is from the annotation of a GenBank genome assembly.